This is a messenger RNA of Aspergillus calidoustus, 1377 nucleotides long. Lineage: Eukaryota; Fungi; Ascomycota; Eurotiomycetes; Eurotiales; Aspergillaceae. The record is from the annotation of a GenBank genome assembly.
AUGAGCCCCGGUGCAGGCAACGAGCCCAAUGGGCAAACAAAUGGAUCCCACCCCGGCUUCACUGCUAUCCAGACCCGCCAGAACCCUCACCCUUCCCGCAACCCUUACGGUCACAACGUCGGCGUUACGGACUUCCUGAGCAAUGUUUCCCGCUUCAAGAUCAUUGAGAGUACCCUCCGUGAGGGUGAGCAGUUUGCCAACGCUUUCUUCGACACCGAGAAGAAGAUUCAGAUCGCCAAGGCAUUGGACGAUUUCGGUGUGGACUACAUUGAGCUUACGAGUCCCUGCGCUUCCGAGCAAUCGAGGCUCGACUGCGAGGCCAUCUGCAAGCUCGGCUUGAAGGCCAAGAUUCUUACACACAUCCGUUGCCAUAUGGACGACGCUCGGGUCGCCGUCGAGACCGGUGUCGAUGGAGUUGACGUUGUUAUUGGAACGUCAUCUUACCUCCGUGAGCACUCUCACGGUAAGGACAUGACCUAUAUUAAGAACGCCGCCAUUGAAGUCAUCGAGUUCGUCAAGUCCAAGGGCAUUGAGAUCCGAUUCUCCAGCGAGGACUCUUUCCGUUCCGACCUCGUUGACCUGCUCUCCAUUUACUCCGCUGUCGAUCAAGUUGGUGUCAACCGUGUUGGUAUUGCCGACACUGUUGGCUGCGCUUCGCCUCGCCAAGUAUACGAGCUUGUCCGUGUGCUGAGAGGUGUCGUGAGCUGUGAUAUUGAAACGCACUUCCACAACGAUACUGGCUGCGCUAUCGCUAACGCCUACUGCGCUCUGGAAGCCGGUGCCACUCACAUCGAUACCUCUGUCCUUGGUAUUGGUGAGCGAAAUGGUAUCACCCCUCUGGGUGGUCUCAUGGCUCGCAUGAUGGUUGCCGACCCCGCCUACGUCAAGGGCAAGUACAAGCUGGAGAAGCUGAAGGACAUUGAGGAUCUUGUGGCCGAGGCUGUUGAGGUCAACAUCCCCUUCAACAACUACAUCACUGGUUUCUGCGCCUUCACCCACAAGGCUGGUAUCCACGCCAAGGCCAUCCUGAACAACCCAAGCACCUACGAGAUCAUUAACCCCGCUGACUUCGGAAUGUCGAGAUACGUCCACUUUGCGUCCCGUCUGACGGGCUGGAACGCCAUCAAGUCGCGUGCACAGCAGCUCAAUAUCCAUAUGAGCGAUGAUCAGUACAAGGAGUGCACAGCCAAGAUCAAGGCCCUUGCCGACAUCCGACCUAUUGCCAUUGAUGAUGCCGACAGCAUUAUUCGCGCUUUCCACCGUAACCUUAACUCGGGAGAGAACAAGCCCCUUCUUGACUUGACCGCCGACGAGCACGCUCAAUUCCUCGCCAAGGAAAAGGAGCUCGCCGCCCAAGGCAAUGCUGCGGCCCUAUAG